AUGGCUACGGCACAAAGCGACUGCUGCGAAUGGAGCAAAUACAUUCCCUGGGUGAGCACAGCAUUGCUUGGUGUGUAUGUGAUUUAUCAAUUUGUUAAAAAAGACAAAUGUUGUGACUGGGUGAACAAGGACGUGCAGAAAGAUCAACCUAAAGUCGCCACAUCGGUGGACAUUGAGGACCUGGGAGAAAAGACAUCAUUUUGUCGUUGUUGGCGAACUAAAAAGGUUUGUAUUGAUGUUGUUGUCUCGUGUUUCUGGAUAUUAAUAGCUUAUUAUUGUGGGUAUUACAUAUAAGGUUAAUUAUUAACUAGUUCAAUAUACACCUUCCGGAAUCUACGUCAUUUCGGCUAUGAGAGGCAUUACCCCCCUUGAUGUCCGCCAUUUUGAAUAUUUUCAGGGGGGUGAAUGUCUCUAACACACACUGGUGUCAGCAUUUUGAUGACGAAUUACGCUUACACCAAAAUCAUUGGAAAAACCAAGGAUAGACCUCCUUAUCUGUGGUCUAUUCUUGGUUUUUGGAAAAAACAAGAAUAGACCUCAUUAUCUGUGGUCUAUUUCUUGGUUUUUCCAAAUCUCGUACCCAGAGCAAUGCCUGUGCGCGGGCUAGGAUGGCAUUGGCUCUGGGGAAAUUGAAUUUUUCCUGUGCUAUGAUUGGUUUAACGUUUAUCAAUCGUGCAUGCCGACAAAGAACUGGAAUCCCUAAAUUUAGGGGUUCCGAAUUUAGGGGUUCCGAUUGUCAAUUUCCCCAGAGCCAAUGCCAUCCUAGCCCGCGCACAGGCUUUGCUCUGGGUACGAGAUUGGGUUUUUCCUCGUUGUCAUACUCGCUAUAGCAUCUGAUAGCUAUGUUUUCAUUUAUAAACCAUUGUGUAAUAUCAUGACUGGGUAAUUAAACCAACACACUGCUAUUCAAAUGGCGAAAAAACAAUACACAGUUGUAAGUUCUUUGUAUGAUUGCAUGGUGAUAAAAUAUAUAAUAGUUUUGUUUGUGGAAACACCACAUAAAUUUAUUACUGCAAAGCUUUCGAUCCAUAAGCCCGAAUCUUCAUCAGUGCUGAUAAUAUGAUUAUUAGCACUGAUGAAGAUCCGGGCUUACGGAUCGAAAGCUUUGCAGUAAUAAAUUUAUGUGGUGUUUCCACAAACAAAACUAUUAUAAUACACAGUUGACGAUGAACAGACCAUUUCUUACAUAAACCAAGACAAAGAUGAGCUAGGUCUAUUAUCAUUUGUCUGUAUCGAGUUCCAUAACCUUAUUCUAUAGACUAUAUUAUUUGCCUAAAUUAUGUAUCAAUGACAAACAUGAGGCUCUGUAGCCAAAGUGACAUACUUUCCGGAAGAGUGUAUUCUCGGAUCCGACUAGGCAAUUCCAGCUUUUCAUUUAUGUGUUGGCAGGGAGAUACGGGAAGUAAGGUAUCAUAUUGCUGAUUAUGCUGAAAAAUUUCAAUAUUUACAAGACUAGUAUAAGCUAUCACUCUGUGUUUACAUGGCCACCAUUUUUAGUUUUUUAGCAUAAUCAGCAAUAUGAUACCUUACUUCCCAUCUCCCCUGCACGCAUAAACUAAAAGCUGGAAUUGCCAAUUGACGCCACCAAUUUUUCAUUUCACUAUCUAGAGAUCUUUGCCAAAAUUAGACCUCACAAUUGAAAUAUUCACACUCAAUCUAGCCUGGUAGAGUAAAAUAAUAAAGUAGGGGACAUGGUUAAAUUAAUAUUAUAAAAAUCCUAACUUGAAUUUCUCUCUGGGGCAGUUGCCGCCCCCCUCCCUGUUGUGUACUGCCAAAAGUAGGCAAAUGGACCUUUCCCCUUAUGACUAAAAUUUUGAUCUAGACAAAAAUUUCAUCACAGCUUGAAAGAGCAUCACAAAAUUAGUAAUAUUCCAAAGUUUAGUUGCAAAAUGUUGUAAAAUGCGGAUAAUAUAGCCAUGCAAAAUUUGCCGUUUUUCAGUCAUUUUGUAUUACGCGGGGGAAUUUGACAGCCCAAUCGGGUGUUGUGGCAUCAAUUGUAAUACAAAAUGACUGAAAAUUGUAAAUUUCGCAGGGCUGUAUUAUCCGCAUUUUACAACAUUUUGCAAUGAAACUUCAGAAUAUUACUAAUUUUGUGAUGCUCUUUCAAGCUGUGAUGAAAUUUUUGUCUAGAUCAAAAUUUUAGUUAUAAGGGGAAAGGUCCAUUGGUGAGGUCUGGUAAGGUGUAUGUUCCUUCCUAUUAUUUCUAGUGGCCGUACUGUGACGGAAGCCACAAAGGACACAACAAGUGUACUGGGGAUAAUGUUGGACCUCUCGUUAUCAAGAAAGAAACAAAGUGA
Molecule: messenger RNA, 2297 nt
Organism: Paramuricea clavata
Lineage: Eukaryota; Metazoa; Cnidaria; Anthozoa; Malacalcyonacea; Plexauridae
Source: the annotation of a GenBank genome assembly